AUGUGUCAUAUGCUGAGUCCUGUUCAGCUGAUGGUAAUGAGCAUGUGCCAUCUGAACAGGACUCAACGUAUGGCCCAUGUUCAUCAUAGUCAGCUGAACAAGACUCAACAUAUGGACACACUUCAUCACAAUCAGGUGAACAGGACUCAACAUAUGGCACACAUUCAUCACAAUCAGGUGAACAGGACUCAACGUAUGGCCCAUGUUCAUCAUAGUCAGGUGAACAGGACUCAACAUAUGGCACACAUUCAUCACAAUCAGGUGAACAGGACUCAAACAUUUUGUGAACAUCUAUAUGACAGUGUUUGCCAUGGGGCCUCUGGGCAGCAGCUAUCUGUUACCAUGAAUCUAAGACACGAGCGCCACAAACUUCAACAUUCGUUUUCAUCUGAAAAUGAAACUUGGGGAACAAAUAUUUCGUCGGAGGAGUCUGGUCCGUGGAGUAACUGGACAGAUAGCAAUGGAUGUUCCAGAACAUGUGGCGGAGGAAUAUCAGUUCUGACAAGAAAGUGCCUAAAAAAUAGAAACAAUACCAGGCCUUGUACUGGACCUUCGAAGAUGUACAUAUCAUGUAAUGUUCAGAAAUGCCCGGAAGGAUCACGCGAUUUUCGAGAACAUCAGUGUGCAAGCUUCAACAACCACCCUUUUCAUGGAAAAUAUUACACUUGGGAGCCGUUUUACGACCCCUCUAAUCCGUGUGAACUGAACUGCAAGCGAAAAGGCGAAACCUCUAGUUAUCGUCUGGCUGAUAAAGUUAUAAACGGUACUCCUUGCGGCAAUGAAUCCAAAGGCGUAUGCGUAGAGGGAGAAUGUUUGAUGGUCGGGUGUGACAUAACCGAGGGUUGGAAGGAGCAGUGUGGAAUAUGUUAUUGGAAUGGCAAUGGUUGUGGCUUGGUCGAAGGACUUUUCAACAAAGUUUACCUGCGAAAAGGCUACAACACAGUUGUUCAGAUCCCUAAAGGUGCUCUAAAUAUUAAAAUAUCUGAAACAGGAUCUUCGCCGAACUACUUGGCCUUACGAAAUUUAACUGGACAUUAUUAUUUGAAUGGCGAUUGGCGAAUAAAUACUCCCGGAAACUACCCUAUAGGAGGAACAAUUUUUCGUUACACGAGGAGGUCAGAUGGCCUCUCAAGUGUUGAGAGAAUGGAAGCUUCAGGUCCAACGACAGAAUCUCUUGUCAUUGUGCUUCUCUUUCAAGAUAACAAUAGAGGAAUAAAUUAUAAAUAUUUCUUACCAACUACAAUCAACUCAAGUGGAUCAACCGAAUUCAUAUGGAAAACUGGAGACUUCGGAGAAUGUUCUAAAACGUGUGGUAAUGGAGUACAAGUUCGGUCUGUGAACUGUGUCAGUAAAAAGAGGUCUUACAUAGUCUUGGAAGCUUUAUGUGACAUUUCCUUUAAACCGUUCAGCCACCGUCCAUGUCAUGUGGAAUCAUGCCAAGCAAGUUGGCACGUAGGCAAGUGGGAAGCAUGCUCUGGGCCUUGUGGCCAUGAAGUUCAACCUCGUGUUGUUUACUGUCAGAGAACAUUCCAGAACAACACCAUCGUUGUUGGUGAUAAAAUCUGUGAAGAAGAUGUAGGACCUAAGCCAAACAUGCUCCAAACGUGUCCUUUGGGAAAACCUUGUCCAGAAUGGCAUUCUGAAUCUUGGUCUCCGUGUGAUAAGCUGUGUGGAGAAGGUGUACAGACUAGGCGUGUCACAUGCAGAAGAAAUAGAACAAUUGAACCAGAUCUGAGUUGUGACGUGAACCUUAAACCAGCAGUCCGACAGACGUGUAACUUAGGGCCUUGUGAGGGUCUAGAGUGGAUUCUAUCUGAAUGGAGUGGAUGUGACCACUCUUGUGGACUGAGUCUGGAGUCGAGGCACGCGCUCUGCAGUAACGAGUUUGGAAAUGUUUUCCCGAGAGAGAUGUGUGAUACAAAUCGUGCACCUGAAGUGACCAAACCCUGCGGCGAACUUCAGCCAUGUGAAACUUUGUGGUUUUCUGCAGAGUGGACUCAGUGUUCGGCCAAAUGCGGAUUAGGAGUUCAAACCAGGACUGUAUUUUGUGGUCUUUGGGAAAACAACGAAAUUACUAAAUUUUCCGAAGACUCCUGCAAACUAGACAAGAAACCUUCUGUAAUCCAAAAUUGCACACUAGGCCCUUGUCCACCAUCUUGGUUUGCAGGUCCAUGGAAUCGGUGCUCAGUACCGUGUGGUGGGGGUGAGAAGACCAGGAAAGUUUUCUGUAUUCAAAAUGAUCACGAGGUACCAGAAAAUCAUUGUGAUCCAGCAGUUCGACCUUUCCACAGAGAACUGUGUAAUAUGCACUCUUGUGAUGAAGACGAAGUGAUGAUUUUAGGAGGCUGUAAGAAAACCCGAUACGGUUGUUGUCCUGAUGGAAUUACACCUGCGGGUCCAAAUAUGGACAAUUGCCCCCAACCCCAUUCAAUCCCUGGUGGAUGCCAGACUACAGAGUUCGGAUGUUGUCAAGAUGGUAUUAGUAUUGCACAAGGACCAUUUAAAUUUGGGUGUAUUGCCUUGUCAUCUUGUACUGAAACCAAGUUUGGGUGUUGUCCUGAUGGUCUAACUCCUGCUCUAAACGAAACGGGUGGAUGUCCAUUAAUAGAGAGCUGUUCCCAAACUAGGUACGGUUGCUGCCCUGAUAAACUAACACCAGCUUCUGGUCCAAACUUUGAUGGCUGUUCAGGAAUUUCCUCAGUAAUAGAAUGCGCUAAAACCGAAUUUGGUUGCUGCGAUGAUGGUACCACAUCAGCUUUGGGUCCACAUUAUUUGGGUUGUGAGGUAGGCAUAUCAUCUGGUGAGAACUGUAAUGAAUCACCUUAUGGAUGUUGCUCUGAUGGACUCACUCCUGCCACUGGUCCUAAUGGGCAAGGAUGUUCCGAAACUCCAGGAUCUCUCUUCAAUUUUACAGAAGAACAACUAUAUCAUGAAUGCAAGAGUAGUGAAUUUGGUUGUUGUCCAGAUGGGAUCUCUGCGGCUACUGGACCUUCAUAUACUGGAUGUGAUGAAAUUGAAGGAAGUGGAGAUAUCUUAACCGACUGUCACAAUACAUUAUUUGGUUGUUGCCCUGAUAACCAACGAUUUGCAAAAGGACCCGAAAGCGAAGGCUGUGACGACGAUAAAACUUCAAAAAAAGAAAAAUGCAGUGACAGCAAGUUUGGAUGUUGUCCAGACAAGGUAUCCCCCGCAGAAGGACCAAAUGGUCAAGGUUGUAAGAUAACCAAUAACACAGACUGUAGGAUUUCACCAUUUGGGUGCUGUCCCGAUGGAAAAUCAAUAGCUUCGGGUCCAAGUUAUCAUGGCUGCUCAUGUCAGACGUUUCCUUUUGGCUGCUGUCAAGACGGGCUUCUUCCUGCAGGUGGACCAAAUUUCCAAGGAUGUGUCUGUGAGCUAAUGAGAUAUGGGUGCUGCCCUGAUGGAAUGACUCCAGCCAAGGGACCAAACCAAGAAGGAUGUGACUGUGAAAGAUCCAAAUUUGGUUGUUGCCCAGACGCAACUACUAUGGCUCGAGGACUUAAUUACCAAGGUUGCCCAUGUAACACUUUUCCACACGGAUGUUGCUUUGAUAACAUCACACCAGCUGUAGGCCCUGAUUUGCAAGGAUGUCCUUGCAAAACAUUUCCUCAUGGCUGUUGUCCUGAUGAAAAGACGAUGGCUGAAGGUCCUCACUUUGAAGGUUGUCCUUGUAAUUCUAUGCCAUAUGGUUGCUGCCCUGAUGAAAAGACGAUGGCUGAAGGUCCUCACUUUGAAGGUUGUCCUUGUAAUUCAAUGCCCUAUGGUUGCUGUCCUGAUGAAAAGACUAUGGCUGAAGGACCUCACUUUGAAGGUUGUCCUUGUAAUUCUAUGCCUUAUGGCUGCUGCCCUGAUGAAAAGACGAUGGCUGAAGGUCCUCGUUUUGAAGGUUGUCAUUGUUCCACCAUGCCCCACGGCUGUUGUCCUGAUAAGAAGACUAGGGCUGAAGGUCCUCAUUACAAAGGGUGUCCUUGUUCGUCUAUGUCAUAUGGUUGCUGUCCUGAUGAAAAGACUCCAGCAGAAGGCCCUCAAUUUGAAGGUUGUCCUUGCAGUUCUAUGCCUUUUGGCUGUUGUCUAGACGCCAAGACAGCUGCUUUGGGACCAGAUUAUAAAGGCUGCUCACAAGUCACCUUAACAGGAAUUAGUUCUUACGAAGAAGUCUGCAGUCUACCAAAAGAAAAAGGUCCUUGCCGAAACUUUACGGUCAAAUGGUUCUUUGACGUGAAUUAUGGAGGUUGCAUUAGGUUUUGGUACGGAGGCUGUGGAGGCAACAAAAACCAAUUUAUGUCUGAGGUCGAGUGUGAAGCAACCUGCACAAAACCUGCCGGCAUCGAAGUGUGCAGCCUCUCGAAGGAAGUGGGAAAUUGCCAUGACUUCACGGAACGCUGGUUUUACGACCAAAAUUAUGGUCGAUGUUUAGUAUUUCUGUACAGCGGUUGUAAUGGCAACAGAAAUAAUUUUGCCAGUCUUGAGGAAUGUGAGAAGAGUUGCCCAACUGAUGACACAAAGAUAGAGAAGCAGGAAGAAGGAACCUUUAAAACAGAAUUCUGUUUUGAAAGCAAGGAUCCUGGUCCUUGUUUAAACACCGAACUUAGGUGGUAUUACAGUCAUGAGGAUGGCGUCUGCAGAGACUUCUACUAUGGUGGUUGCCUGGGAAACAAGAAUCGUUUCUAUUCAAUGGAAGAAUGUGAGAAUAAAUGUGGCCGCUCUCAAGAUAUCUGCCAACUUCCUAAAGUCCGAGGGCCGUGCAGUGGCUCAUUUCCACAAUGGUAUUACAAUAGCUCUCUUGACGAAUGUCUAGAAUUCCCAUUUGGCGGUUGUCAAGGAAACGGCAAUAGGUUCCACGAUAAGGAUGCAUGUGAAAAUCGCUGUAAAAAGAAGAAAAUUCCGCUAGAUGGCAGUGGUUUGUAUGGACGGGUAAAAUCUCAAGGUGUGAAGACGUUUGUCACGUCUGCUUGUCAACUGCCUGUAAAUGUCGGGUCAUGUGACGAGGCCCAUGCCUUCUGGUUCUUUGAUCCCGAGAGUCUUCAAUGUUUGCCCUUUUUAUACACGGGCUGCGAGGGGAAUGAAAAUCGCUUCCAAUCUUAUGAAAUCUGUAUGCAAAUUUGCUUAGACACUACAGCAGCUUUACCUCCGACUGCUCCAUCAGUUCUACCUUCUACGGUACAUACCUCGUACGAACGUCUCUGCCCACCUUCGAACUGUGGUCAGCUGAAAUGUGCACAUGGAAAAGAAGAGUUUCAUACCUGGCAAGGAUGUCGAUCUUGUCGGUGUUCUGAUCCAUGUCAGCUUCACAACUGCCCGAGUGGUCAGCGGUGUGUGGUGGAGAUGUAUCAGUUAGCAUACACCCAAACACGACAUAUGCCAACGUGUCGAGAAGUGGCCAAACCUGGGAGAUGUUCACUGACCCAGGAUUUCAUGGCUGACCAGCCAGUCACCAUUUCAAGACCAGAAUGUUGGAACCAUUGUCAAGACGAUGCAGACUGUAAAGGGCACAUGAAGUGCUGUUUCGAUGGGUGUUCUAAAAUAUGCGUUGAUCCUAUACUGAGAGCAAAAUUAAAUGUAGAAGUUAGCUUCGAGACUCGAAAUCCCACAGUCGGCUCUCGCCUCCAAAUCGACUGUAAAGUCAACGGAUCUCAAAACCCGAUUGUUGCCUGGUAUUUUGGUAAUGAUACCUUUCCGUUAAGCAAUAAUUCUCACCACAGACUUCUAGCUAACAACACGCUGGUAAUACACACAGCCCAAGUCAGCGACAGUGGAGAAUACACUUGCAUCGCUGCUAAUUACCAGACUGAAGCCAUGGCUUCGGUGAUUCUUAAAGUUGAAGAGUCACUAACUUCACCAGAAUGUACGGACAGCCCUUUUUUUGCUAACUGUGAUAUAAUCGUCAAGGUCCGGUAUUGUAGUAAUCGUUAUUACGGUCAGUUCUGCUGCCGAUCCUGUACAUUGGCCGGACAACCACCACAGCAGCCAUAACCCUCAAGUACACUGGAUUCGGGAUUCAAAUCGUAAUGGCCAUAAAGCAACUUACCUAGAAAGAUGGUUUACUAGAUGUUAGAUGAAGAAAAGAAUACUACAGAACUUUAACAUUAUAGAAACACAAAAUAAAACUAUAUCAUAGGAUUAAAAAAACAAUUUCUUUUUUAAAAGAUAUUUUAAAGUACUUUUUAUGUCAUUGUGAAAUUAUACCUUUUCUUUAUUAGUACUG
Molecule: messenger RNA, 6223 nt
Organism: Limulus polyphemus (Atlantic horseshoe crab)
Lineage: Eukaryota; Metazoa; Arthropoda; Merostomata; Xiphosura; Limulidae
Product: papilin-like
Exons: 28
Coding region: 1-5991 (1996 amino acids)
Biological process (GO): extracellular matrix organization
Cellular component (GO): extracellular region; extracellular matrix
Molecular function (GO): metalloendopeptidase activity; serine-type endopeptidase inhibitor activity
Source: RefSeq, a predicted model, not a curated record